ACUCUGCUGCUCACACGGUCACUCAGCGGCAUCAUGUCCGCUAACUGAGCUCAGUUGAACCGAACCUUAGAACUUUAUGUUGAUGAAUGGAACCAGCUGACUCUUAUGUGGUGGAUUCUGAGCCCUGAUCAAACCCAAAUCACUAUCAGGGACCUCCUGCUGCUAGAUGUUAUUUAUUGGAGCCACAGAACCACAUUUCCCUGCAGCAGACUAUUAGAAAAGCGGAGGGACAUGGCGCAUGCGCUGUACGAAGCGUCCUAGGGCACAAAAGGCGGGAAGGAACCGGUCAGAACUGGAAAAGCAUGAAAUGGAGGUGGAGGGAGAUGACCUCCAUCCUUCACUGGCUGCUAGAAUUUAGCUGCGCCUCUAUAAGGUGUGUUGCGGUAUCAGGACGGUAGAGGAGCAGGAAGAUCUCAGCCUUCCUUGAUUUCGGGGAAGUCUGCCCCAGACGAAAUGUCCCCGGCUGAAGCUGUACCCGGAAAUGUCUCCGAUUUUAGCCUUUUCUGAAUAAGGAAAAAUGUAUGUAGACUUUUAUUACGGUAACCGGCGGUAGAAAGAGCGGGUGAGCAUGCUGCGCGCAACACCAGCUAUUACGGUAGCUGUUUGCGCGUCUCUUAAUGUUACAGAGUAGAAGAGCUGAGCUUGCUGCCUUGGACUUGGCUGAUUCUGGUCGUGAUGAAGAUUCGGUUCGCGGUAGGAAACGCCACUAGUGUUGUCAACAUUCACUGUGCCCAGAUUUGCCACAACAUUAUGUCUAUUAUUAGACAAGAUGUUCCUGCUCAUCAUUUUAUCCUCAACCUAAAAGAGAUUUCUGUUCUGGACCAGAGGGAAACAGAAUCUCUAAAAACCAGAGGGACAGCAGAGGAACCAGAACUUACACAAGUAAAACGAGAAGAAUAUGGAUCAGAACCUCACCAUAUUGUAAAGAAAAAAGACCACAUAGUGAUAAAGCAAGAGACGGACACCUUAAAGGGAAAAGUUUCUGGAUCUCUACAUAUAAAAGUAGAACCAGAGGAACAUGAACUGAAACAAAUGAAAGAAGAAGAUCGUCAAUCAGAAUCUCAGCAGGUGGUAAAGAUUGAGGUUGAAGACAUCAGUCUGGAUGAAAACCAAGAUGCACUGAAGCAGGAGACUGAUACAUUAAUGGGAAAAUAUUCAGGAUUUCCUGAAAUCAAAGAGGAACCAGUAGAACUAGAACCUAAGAAACUGAAGGAAGAGGAGCAUGGAGCAGCACAUCAGCAGACGGCAAAGAAAGAGUCUGAUGGCAGCAGUCAGGAUGAAAACCAGUAUCUACUGAAGGAGACUGAUACCUUAAUACUAAUGGCUUCUUAUGAUGAAACAGACAACCAACAACCUGAACUUAAUAGAAACCAAAUCUUCUUCCAGAACUUCCCUAAAGCAGAGCAUCAUCAGGAAAUAAAGACUAAUGAGGCCUCAGGAUCCAGCAGAGUUGAACGGCAACAGAAGAGAGCUCAGAAAACCAGAGGUCAAAGUAACAAUGUAGAGAAAGGGGCGAAUGACAAGAGAAUUCACAAAGGUAAAAAAUGUAAACAGUGUAAAGUGUGUAGUAAAAGGUUCAAAUUCAGAUGUAAUUUAAUAUCUCACCUGAGAAGUCAUACAGGAGAGAAACCUUUCUCAUGUGUAACAUGUGGAACAGGUUUCAGUCAAAAAAGUAGUUUGGUUACCCACAUGAGAACUCAUACCAGAGAGAAACCUUUUACAUGUAUAACAUGUGGAAAAGGUUUCAGUCAUAAAAGUAGUUUUAAUUACCACAUGAGAAUUCACACAGGUGAGAAGCGUUUUUCAUGUAUAACAUGUGGAAAAGGUUUUUGUCAUAAAAGUCAUUUGAAUAACCACAUGAGAACUCAUACAGGUGAGAAGCGUUUUUCAUGUAUAACAUGUGGAAAAUGUUUUUGUCAAAAAAGUAAUUUGAAUAACCACAUGAAAGCCCAUACAGGUGAGAAACCUUUUACUUGUAUAACAUGUGAAAAAGGUUUCAUUUGUAAAGUUAGAUUGGACAGCCACAUGAGAACGCAUACAGGUGAGAAACCUUUUACAUGUAUAACAUGUGGAAAAGGUUUCACUCGUAAAAGUAGUUUGAAUAACCACAUGAGAAUUCAUACAGGAGAAAAACACUUUACAUGCCGAACAUGUGGAAAAAGUUUCAUUUGUAAAGUUAGAUUGGAGGUCCACAUGAGAACGCAUACAGGUGAGAAACCUUUUACAUGUAUAACAUGUGGAAAAGGUUUCACUCGUAAAAGUAGUUUGAAUAACCACAUGAGAACUCAUACAGGUGAGAAACCUUUUACAUGCAUAACAUGUGGAAAAUGCUUCAUAUGUAAAGUUAGAUUGGAAAGCCACAUGAGAACUCAUACAGGUGAGAAACCUUUUACAUGUAUAACAUGUGGAAAAGGUUUCACUCGUAAAAGUAGUUUGAAUAACCACAUGAGAACUCAUACAGGUGAGAAACCUUUUACAUGCAUAACAUGUGGAAAAUGCUUCAUUUGUAAAGUUAGAUUGGAUACCCACAUGAGAACUCAUACAGGUGAGAAACCUUUUGCAUGUAUAACAUGUGGAAAAGGUUUCACUCGUAAAAGUAGUUUGAAUAACCACAUGAGAAUUCAUACAGGUGAGAAACCUUUUACAUGCAUAACAUGUGGAAAAUGCUUCAUUUGUAAAGUUAGAUUGGAAAGCCACAUGAGAACUCAUACAGGUUAGAAGCUUUUCUCAUGUAUAACCUGGGGAGAACGUUUUUGUCAUAAAAGUAGUUUUACUAAGCAUGUUAGAACUCAUAUAAAAUAGAAACCUUUCCCAUGUCAUACUUGUGGUAUAGGUGUCUGUAGCUGUAACUUUGCUAAACCAGCACCCUUUGGACCCGUCCUUUUUCUUCAGGUUGGUUCAUGUAAGAGGUUGUGUUUUGGCAGAAAACAGUAGUUUAGGAUGAAACAACCUAAAUAUUGUUUAUUUUAUGACGGUUUUGCUUUGUGUGUGGUUCUAAAGGUUGAACUAUUUUGAGUGAACUAUUCUGUGUGCUAAAAGGCUAUCUGCUCUGCUAAAAUCGGCAGACCUUUAGACCUUGAGGCUACUUGAUAUUUUUGUUUCACGUUCUGUUUCAAGUUAAAGUUAUGACAAACUUUAUUUAAUGGGUGAUUUUAAACACAGAUCGGCCAUAAUGCGCCGCCAGCGCUCAUAUGCACAUUAAUAUGUAUAUUAAUGGUAGGUAAAGGUACAUGUUUGAGCUUAAAGAAGUGGUGAACAAGCUAUAAGUUUUCCUCUUUUAGACAUACUGAUUAUUGUUCUUAAUUUGGUGUAAAACUAAUCUGACUUCAUUUCUCAGUUCCUGAAGAUAAACCUUGGAUCUUAAACAUGAUUCCACAUUGAACUGUCAUAUCAUUGCAUCACUGUUAUUGGUUCCCUUGUUCCUUUGUUGUACAUAGUUCAUCAGUUUCCUUCAUUUUGCUUGGUAGUUUUAGAUGAAGCCUAGUGAAGAGUUUAAUUGAAAUGGUUAACUUGGAGUUGAAUGUUUUCUAAUAAUAAAAUCUUAUAUUUUAA
Molecule: messenger RNA, 3552 nt
Organism: Girardinichthys multiradiatus
Lineage: Eukaryota; Metazoa; Chordata; Actinopteri; Cyprinodontiformes; Goodeidae
Product: gastrula zinc finger protein XlCGF57.1-like
Exons: 2
Coding region: 676-2718 (680 amino acids)
Biological process (GO): regulation of transcription by RNA polymerase II; central nervous system development
Cellular component (GO): nucleus
Molecular function (GO): RNA polymerase II cis-regulatory region sequence-specific DNA binding; DNA-binding transcription factor activity, RNA polymerase II-specific
Source: RefSeq, a predicted model, not a curated record